This is a messenger RNA of Cicer arietinum (chickpea), 2640 nucleotides long. RefSeq lists its product as uncharacterized. The record is from RefSeq and is a predicted model, not a curated record. Lineage: Eukaryota; Viridiplantae; Streptophyta; Magnoliopsida; Fabales; Fabaceae.
GUGACGAAUUAAUACGAUUAGGAAACGAUCACAAAUUGAAGUUACCUCUUCCUUUUCCUUCUCUCUCUCUCUCUCUUCACUCUUCUCCUUAUUCUUCUUCCAUAACGUUCCUUUUUAAUGCCACUUCUCAAACCCUUAAUAAACCACCAAACUCGUUCUUUCAAAUUUCUCUCGGAAAAUUCAUCUCCGGUACCACACCGAUGGCCGAACAGUUUUCCUCCUCCGUCGAAUUCGGACUCAACCUCUCUAAGAGAAUUCACCACGUUAAAGAAUCAGCUCCGGCACCGGCUCCGGCUAUGUCAAGGUCGCCGAAGUUACACCUACCGUCGGCGCCGAUGUGUUACGCGGUGAUACCUGAUCCACAGAUAGUAGAUAACCCGGACAUUCGGAGUUAUCAACCGUAUGUGUACGGACGGUGUGAUCCUCCGGCGUUGAUACCACUUCAGCUUCACGGAAUUGGCAUGGAAGUUGAGUGUUGUUUAGAUACGGCGUUUGUAACUGUCACCGGAAAGUGGCGCGUGCAUUGUAUUAUGGCGAGUAGUAUCUGUGAUUGUCAGGUUGCUAUACCAAUGGGUGAACAGGGUUCACUUCUAGGUGUCGAGGUUGAUGACUCUGGAAGAUCCUAUCAUACUGAAUUGAUCUCUCUGAAGGAUGAAAAGGAUAAGCAAAAAUGGGACAAAGCUAAAGACGGAUACUUCUUGAAAAGCCAAAUAUACAUUAUUAAGAUUCCACAGUUUAAGGGAGGCUCCAUCUUCUCAAUUAAGAUCAGAUGGUCCCAGAAGUUAUUAUUUAAUGAUGGCGAGUUCUGUCUUAUAGUUCCCUUCUGCUUUCCUUCAUAUGUUGCCCCUUUUGGAAGAAAUAUUUCUAAGAAAGAGAAGAUAUCUUUGAAAGUGAAUUUUGGUGCUGCAAAUGAAGUGUUGUGUAAAACCACUAGUCAUCCUCUUAAGGGACUAAUGCGCCAAGCUGGCAAAUUAAGUUUAUCAUAUGAAGCAGAGGUACCUGCUUGGUCAAGUACAGACUUCAGUUUCUCGUACAUGGUUUCUUCAAGUGACAUAUUUGGUGGUGCUCUCAUACAAUCCCCUUUCCUGCGUGAUUUUGAUGAAAGAGAGAUGUUUUGCUUCUAUCUUUACCCUGGAAAUAGCCAAGAUAGAAAGGUUUUUAAAAAGGAUGUGGUGUUCAUAGUAGAUAUAAGUGCAAGCAUGAAGGGAAGUCCUCUUGGAAAAGCAAAGAAUGCACUACUAGCAGUACUCCCUCAAUUAAACCCUCAAGAUACAUUUAACAUUAUAGCUUUCACUGGGGAGGCCUAUUUAUUCUCUCCAUCGAUGGAAACAGCUACAAAGGAAGCAAUUUUAAAGGCUUCUAAGUGGGUUGACGCUACUUUUAUUGCAAAUGGUGGUACCAACAUCAUGCUUCCCUUAACUCAGGCAAUGAACCAACUUCGGAAAUCAAGUCAUUCAGUCCCUCUUAUUUUUCUUGUUACUGAUGGGGCUGAUGAGGAUGAGAGAGAGAUUUGCAAUUUUGUGAAAAGCUAUGUAACAAGUGGAAAAUCAGUUCGCACGCCGCGUAUAAGCACUUUUGGCAUAGGUUUAUAUUGUAAUCACUACUUCUUGCAAAUGCUAGCACAAAUUGGGAGGGGUCACUAUGAUGCCGCUUAUGAUUUAGAUACAAUUGACUUUAGAAUGCAAAGGCUAUUUAAUACUGCUUCAUCAGUUAUAGUUGCUGAUAUCACCAUUGAAAGUUUAGAAGGCCUUGAUUCACAGGAGUUGUUCCCAAGUCAUAUUCCUGACCUAUCAUUUGCAAGUCCAUUGAUAAUAUCAGGCAGAUACAAUGGAACUUUUCCUGAAGUAGUUAAGGUUACUGGAACUUUGGCAGAUAUGACCAGCUUUGUAGUGGACCUUAAAGUGCAAAGAGAAAAGGAUAUGCAACUCACUAAUGUCUUUUCAAAGAGACAUGUAGAUCUAGUCACUGCUCAAGCCUGGUUAUUAGAAAGUGAAGAGCUGGAAGAGAAGGUUUCUAAAAUGAGCAUUCAAAAUAACGUCCCAUCAGAGUAUACCUGCAUGGAGAUGGUUCUUGUGAAGAAAGAUGAUGGCAAAAAGGCAUCUGGAGAAUUUAUGUUAAAAAAGGCAUACAGCCAAGUGAGCAAACUUAGCCUCCAGGGAUUGGAAAUUGAACGUCCAAAGUUAUUCCUUGGAGGACUUAGGCAUGGAUUUGGUGACUUGAAAGCAACUUCUGAGAACAUUCCACCAGCAACAAAAGAAGCAAAACCAUCUGAUCCAGGACUAUUGGAGAAGGCAGCCUCUACUUGUUGUGGUAUGGUGGCUAACACAUGUUGUGGCAUGUGUCUGCUAAAGACAUGUUCUUUAGUGAAUGAUAGUUGCACCAUAGUUUGCACUCAACUUUGUGCGGCCUUGGCUUGUUUUGAGAUAAUUAAAUGCUGUAUUGAGCUAUGUGAUUGUGAUUGUGAUUGCUUGUAGUGAAAUUAUAUUUCCAGUUAAACAUAAGAAAAUCUGUUUAGCAUUACAAAUCAAAAUUGCUAAACGGUGUAUGUAAGCUCUUGUAUAAUAAUAUUACAGCUUGCUUCUAUUCCAAAUUUCCAUUAGUUCCUGAUCUAAGGAGAAAUGAUAAAAAAAUAUUAAACAG